Molecule: messenger RNA, 781 nt
Organism: Paramecium pentaurelia
Lineage: Eukaryota; Ciliophora; Oligohymenophorea; Peniculida; Parameciidae
Source: the annotation of a GenBank genome assembly
AUGUCUGUCUAUUCUGGAUUUGCUACUCGAUAACUAGAAAGUUAAUAUAACAAACUAAUUACCUCUUUGCUCAAAAUUUUAUAGCGUAGAAUUAUUAAGUUCUAUAACAAUGAAUUAGCUGAUGAGAAACAAUUCAAAAGAGUCGUCGAAGAAGUAAAUGUAAUCCAUUAAUCAGACUCUUAUGAAAUUGAAUCAAAUGGAGCACCAGAAAUAUAAUGAACCUUAUAUUAGUGCCAUUAUGGGAGAAAUAUGCGAUUAUUUAUAAAUCUAGUAAAAUUGUGCAACAGGUUGCUCAUGCUAAUGUCAUCUUUAAAUUAGAAAACAAACAUUUUUAACUUAAGAUAAAGAAAUCCUAUCAAAUCCUUCAUCUUGUAGAAAGUAAACUGUAAGUUCUAGAAAAACUAGUGUUAAAGGUAUUAAUAACACAUCUGUUAUUGAGAAAAGUUAAUUUUCAAAGAUUCAAUAAUUUACUUAAUUAUCAUCUACAUAUAAAUCUCCUUAUUAUUUGAGUUAAAAUAACUAAUCAUAUGGUAAUUCUAGAUUGAACUUUUACUAAAAUACAUCCAAUAUAACUCACAAUAGCUCUAUUGAAAGACCUACAACUAAAAGUUAUCAAAGGCCACAAUCAAAAUCUCCAGGUAGAAGAAUUCCAUCAAGAAUUAUGAGAUCAUCAGAAGGAUAAAGGGCCAAUCCAAAUGAAAGUUUAGAAGAAAGAAGAUAUGAGAAACCAUAGAACUUUGGUUAAUAAUAUAAUAAGUUUUUUAAAAAAAGAAAUUUUUGA